AUGCGUACAGACACGUGUGAAAACAACGAGUCUGACAAUUCAGAGAAAGCCUAUGAUGAUCUGUGGAUACUCAAGUUUAUGAACAAAAGGCAAAACAGAUACUUGGAGCGUAUUCAGGAUUCAUUUUUACAGGAUAGAUUUAAUUUCUAUGGUUUGAGGGAAAAAGUAGAAGACUUUGAUGAUGCAUACUUGGCAAUCCAGGAUCAGAAGCCAUCAAAAAACUUCUCAGUAGAGAGCAUGCUGUACAUACUUGCGCAUCAAAGAUAUGUCUUUACAAAGACUGGAGCAGACAAUGUUUUAGACAGGGUUUUGAACAAAGAGUAUGGCACAUGUCCCAGAUACGGAUGUAAAGACAUACCCUUGAUACCAAUAGGACUUUCAAAUCAAAUAGGAAAGGCAUAUACAAUGGCAUACUGCCAUAAUUGUAAUAACCUUUUUGAGGCUAGAGGAAGUCUUAAGAAGCUCGACGGAGCUGCAUGGGGCAGUGGAUUUGCACACUUUUUGAUUUUGACAUAUCCAUACCAGUUUGAGAAAAGAUCCUUUAGGGAAUACACGCCAAAGAUAUUUGGAUUUGGCGUGACAGAAUUGGAGGAUAACGAUGAUUCAUCAUAA
Vittaforma corneae ATCC 50505 is the source of this 612-nucleotide messenger RNA. RefSeq lists its product as uncharacterized. The record is from RefSeq and is a predicted model, not a curated record. Gene Ontology annotation, cellular component: cytoplasm; protein kinase CK2 complex. The coding region runs from base 1 to 612 and encodes 203 amino acids. Gene Ontology annotation, molecular function: protein kinase regulator activity. The transcript has a single exon. NCBI's taxonomy places the organism in Eukaryota, Fungi, Microsporidia, Nosematidae.